AUGUAUUUUACUCAAGGAGAGCAUGAGCCAUUCUAUGAAGUGUGGGAGAUAUGUAGAAAGUUGCUGCAAAAAUGUUCUCAUCAUGGCAUUAUUGAUUGGAUGCAGAUGCACUUCUUUUAUGAAGGACUUACAACUGCAAACAAACGAAUGGUUGACUCUGCAUGUGGAGGUGCAUUGAUGGAAAAGACACCUCAAGAAGCGUUUGAUCAAUUUGAUUUGCUUGCUAAUAAUAAUCAACAAUGA
Prunus armeniaca (apricot) is the source of this 243-nucleotide messenger RNA. Lineage: Eukaryota; Viridiplantae; Streptophyta; Magnoliopsida; Rosales; Rosaceae. The record is from the annotation of a GenBank genome assembly.